Messenger RNA from Belonocnema kinseyi, 1809 nucleotides. RefSeq lists its product as uncharacterized. NCBI's taxonomy places the organism in Eukaryota, Metazoa, Arthropoda, Insecta, Hymenoptera, Cynipidae. The transcript is spliced from 2 exons. The record is from RefSeq and is a predicted model, not a curated record. The coding region runs from base 211 to 1407 and encodes 398 amino acids.
UGUGUCCACGUCAACAUAACCUCAAUUCUUCAAACCAACCUAACCUAACCUAGUUUUAUAUGACCUUCACGUGUUGGAUCACGUGCGUAUUCCGUUCCGACCUUCCGUUUAUUUCCAAAUAGCUCAAAUUUCGCAAAUCCCCACUCAUGCCUUGCAUAAUAAACUGAAAACCUCUCGUGAUAAUUCACUCUUUAAAUCAGUGAAAGAAAUAUGUCAAACAAAUUCAAAACAAGGUGUAUCGUUCCAAAUUGUAACUCAGGGAAUUCAGUGAAGUUCAACAGGUUUCCAAAGGACACUAAACAAUGUCAACGUUGGGUUCGAGCGGUCAAAAAUCCUUUUCUUGAAACACUAUCACUCAAAGAAAUUCAAACUUAUCGUGUUUGUCAUUUACAUUUUACCAAAGAUUCCUUUUUCAUCACAGCUGAGAGGCCGAGAUUAAAAUGGGAUGCAGUUCCCUUUCUUCGAUUGCCUUCGUCUUAUCCUGAUAAAAAUUCUGAGGAAUUAAAAAUCGACCUCCAAAGUGACGAAGUCGAUAAAAAUAAAAAAAUAAUUCUCAGAGCCAAACCAAAGAUAAUUGACGCUUAUUCGCUAAGCUACAAUGAAGAAAACAAUCUUCCCCCGGCGGAAAAUGUGCCACCUGUAGAAAAUAAUUUGUUGUGGGAAGAUUGCCUUUUUAAAGAAAUAAAUCCUGUCGAAAAUAUUCUUAAUUAUGCGAGUAAAGAAUUCCGAAGGGCAGAAAAAGGUAAAGAAAUUACAAUAGCUUUUAAAAUUCGAGCGAAUUUAUAUAAAUAUAUAAACCCCAAGAAUCUGGAACACAGGAAACUAAAAAGUAUUAAAAAAGAAAACAGAAAAAAUAUUUUAAAGACUUAUUGUAUUGUCCCGAAUUGCAAAUCUGGAAGAAAUGUCACUAAACACGCUUUUCCAAAGGACGAAUUUGUAGGAGAAAAAUGGGUGAAUGCUAUAAAAAGUCCUUAUAUAAAGAGUAUAAGUUAUGAAGAAAUUAGGAAGAGAAGGCUGUUUGUUUGUUAUUUACAUUUUCCUGAUGAUUCAUGGUCUGAGCAUGCUAAUGUCAAGCCGAGGCUAAAACCGUAUGUGGUUCCUACGCUUAAUUUGCCGGAGAAGUGGAUUAAAAAGAAGAAACUCAAACCUAAAAAGCCGAUUGAUUUGCCGAUGACUGAAGAAGAGGUGUCUAAUGUUACAGUCGAUUUUUAUUAUACAACGAUACCGGUGCUAAGUUACAAUUCGUUGCCAAAAAUUUGCGAUUUUAUGAUAAAAAAUGAAAGUAUUAGAGAAAGUUCCUUCAAGGUGAAGAAUUAUGAGGAUUUCAUCGAUAUCAAGUAUCGCUCGAUUAAUGAUGUGGGUGGACUUUCUUUUGAAACAAAGUAUUCAAAGGAGACUGGAGUUUAAAUAUUUUGGUUUCACUGACGAUCUGAUCUCUGGAAAAAAUGCUGUGACUCUUCAUUUAUGACAUCUCUGGAUCUGAAAUGCUAAUUAUUAAGACUACCAAAAAGAGAAGAAAAAAAACGUCCCAUAGAACAUUACAACUAAGGGAAAAGUGCCUGGCUAAUUUUUCUAUUAUUUCGCUCCCUUUGCUGCUUUUUGCAUAUAUUUCUUUUUUUGUCUAGAAUUAGGAACCAAGCCUAAAUCAGAUUGACCUCAGAUUCUAAUUUCUGUUAAGUUUUAAAAUAAGCAAAUAACGAAUUUUUAGAUCUGUGUUUUGAUUGUUUGUCUGAAAGAUAUAUCGAGGCGUCCUAACGUUAGGAUGCCAACGCACGCGACACGACUUGACGGUACUUGACCAAAAAUAAA